AUGCCUCCCAAAAGAAAGUCAGACGCGGGCGACGCCUCCCCCGAUGCCUCGAAGAAGACCAAGACAACGCCUGAAGCUUCUUCUUCUUCUUCCUCGUUUGACAACUCGACCCGUUGGUCCUCUAAGAGCCGGUACUCGGCCGUCUCCAACUCCCGCAAUGCGGACCUGGAUUACAAGAAGGCCAUGGAAGAUCCCGAAUAUGCCUUUACGUACGUAGUCAGAUGCCCUUUUGGCAGCAACGAUGAGGAUGAGGAAGACGAGGACGAUUUCGACAGCGAGGCCGAAGAAGAUGAGGACAAGCCGAGCUGCGACGGCGGCAAGACGUGCCUCUGCGGGAAGCUCGCCACGGAGCACCCCGACGCUCCCUUCGUCAUGACGCGCGCCGGCUUCCGCAAGCUGAUGAACCAGCAACCCAACUGCCAGGUCCGCGACCCGGACUCCAUGGGCAUGUACACCUACAACGACCACGCCGCUUACGGCAUCAUGGAGGUCCUCGAGAAUCUCAUCCUGGACUUUGACGAGGCCAGCCAGAACUGGAAGGAGCAGUGGGUGGUCUGCGAGGCCAUGGCUCCGUUCAUUUGGUACCUCUCCGGAGCGGAGUUCGGAAUGUGUGACGAUGGUGACCGAGCCAAGAAGAUGGCUAAGCUCGUCGGCACCAUGUUCCUCUCCAUGCUCGCCCGCCUCGAGCGCGAGGGCCAGCUGAAGCCGGACUCGGAGGCGCGCGACAUCGGGAUGGUCAUGGCCGGCAUGAUCAAGACCGCCGAGCCCUUCCGGGACUUCUCCCUGCUGGAGGACGAGGGCAAGACGCGCAAGUCCAACGCGCGCCCUUUCCCGUACGCGCCUUCCAAGUACAACGAGUACAUCGCCGCGUACGCCAAGAAGUACAACAUCAAGCUUGGCGGUGUCAAGGGUGUCAAGACCUUGACCGAAGGGUUUGACGAGAACAUUGCGCUGCCCGAGGCCGGUGCGCACGGCGAAGACCCCUGGGGUUUCAAGGCUGCGUUGAAGGAGUACAAAUCUAGCGUUGCUGGUAUGGGAGGCGACAAGCUUGACAUUACGUCGUGGAAGCCCGCGGAGCGCAAGAACGCUUCUUUCAGUAAGAAGGAGCCUCUACCGAAGGAUGUUCUGGACGGCAUCAAGAAGGGCAUGGUGGUUGGACUUGGUUAG
Molecule: messenger RNA, 1167 nt
Organism: Colletotrichum karsti
Lineage: Eukaryota; Fungi; Ascomycota; Sordariomycetes; Glomerellales; Glomerellaceae
Exons: 2
Coding region: 1-1167 (388 amino acids)
Source: RefSeq, a predicted model, not a curated record